Plasmodium cynomolgi strain B is the source of this 795-nucleotide messenger RNA. RefSeq lists its product as hypothetical. The transcript is spliced from 5 exons. The record is from RefSeq and is a predicted model, not a curated record. The annotation marks the transcript as partial. NCBI's taxonomy places the organism in Eukaryota, Apicomplexa, Aconoidasida, Haemosporida, Plasmodiidae.
AACGAGCUUCUAGAACGUCUGUUAAAUUAUGAAAAAGAAAACCCACAUCUGGUGAGUAGUCCAUACAACCUAUUGGAUAGUGGGAGCAAUAAAGAGAAUUCUGAUCACGGGACAAAUCUCGAAGCGUCAUCGUCGACGGAUGCACAAGGUAGCAAUCCGAACAACGUAGAAAUAAAUGUGGAGAAAUCUGAAAAGGAUAAUAAUCACAUAGGAGGAAGUAACGGAGGAAGCAACGGAGGAAGUGCCGAAGAAGAAAAUAUAAGUUACAAGUCUUCUUCAUCACCAUAUAUUGGAUCUCAAAAAAAAAAAAUUUUAUCAGUUAAUAACAGAGAAGAAGAUUUUAAGAAAACUGACUUAGGUAAAAUGAAAAAUUAUUUUAAAAAUAUUUUAAGUUCUAAUGCCAAUGAUGAGGCAUCCAAGUAUUACAAAAAUGAUGAAAAAGUGGAUGCAAAUAAAAACGUAAGUCAGAACAAUGAUGAGGAGAAGAAAACCAAGAUGGUCAUUCCGAAAAUUACCUUUUCGGAGAGUUCCCUGUCCACGAAGAACACCCUGCAGAAGAAUAUUCUUUCCCCCCCAGAAGAUAACCUUUACCUGACGGAGGAAAAAAAGAGAGAACUGCGAAAAAAGCGAUUCGGUGUCGUUUCCACGGAUGAUGUCCUGGAGUCCAGAGCCAAGAGAUUCUGCAUUGUGACGCAAAAAAUGGAGGAGGAGAACAAAAGGAAGAGAGCGGAGCGCUUCGGCCUGAACAAGAGUGAUAAACUGAAAGCCAGGGCCCUCAGAUUUGGCAUAAAAUAA